AGCCUAGGAAACUCUCACUCGGUCCACACCCAAACACUGAGCUUCUCUUACAGACGUAGGGAUAAUAACAGGACCUGUAAGACUAGAAAUACACUGGUAGAGUGUGAGGGGAGACAUUCUAUUACAGAUCCCGCAGGUUCAUUGAGCACUGCUUACAAUGUCCUACCCUAAUGCACCUCCUCCUUAUGAUGAUCUACACCCUCUACAUGCACCAGGAGGAUACCCUCAACCAGGUGGUUACCCUCAACCAGGUGGUUACCCUCCACCCAGUGGAUAUCCUCAACCAGGAGCCUACCCACCACCUGGUUCAUAUGGACAGCCAGGAGGCUUCUAUCCACAACCUGGGGGUUACCCUCAACCUGGUGGAUACCCAGAGCCUGGACAUCCUGAACCACCUAAACCUGUGAUGCCAAUGCUGCCAGUUAUCCCUCUGAAUCCAGAUUCAGAAAUGUACAACACAAGGCCAGAAGGUGAUUUCGGAUCUUGGGAUGACAAGGUUGUACGGCACACUUUUAUACGGAGGGUCUACAUGAUCAUAACACUUCAGCUUCUGGUAACUGUUGGCAUCAUUGCUAUAUUCACCUUUGUGAAGCCAGUUUAUACCUUUGUGCGCAAAAAUCCUGCCAUUUACUAUGCCUCAUAUGCUGUUUUCUUUGUCUCAUAUAUGGUUCUUUCUUGUUGUCAAGGUCCAAGGAGGCGUUUUCCAUGGAAUAUCAUCUUGCUCAGCAUAUUUACCCUUGCAAUGUCCUUAAUGACUGGAACAAUUGCUAGUUUUUAUAGUACAAAAGCAGUCCUGAUCUGUAUGGGAAUUACAGCAAUAGUGGCCAUAGCGGUCACCAUCUUUUGCUUUCAAACAAGGGUGGACUUUACCUCCUGUGCAGGAUUGUUUUCUGUCCUGGGAAUCGUCGUCUUUGUUACUGGAAUUAUAACGGCCAUCGUUCUUGCUUUCAAAUAUAUAUAUUGGUUGCAUAUGGUGUAUGCUGCAAUUGGAGCCAUUGCUUUUACUCUGUUCCUGGCUUAUGACACCCAGCUGCUGCUUGGAAACAGGAAGCACACCAUUAGUCCAGAGGAAUAUGUCUAUGGAGCUAUGAAAAUCUACACUGACAUUGUAUACAUUUUCACUUCGCUGCUCCAGAUUGUGGGUAGCAGAGUGUAGACUGACAUUAUGCCUCCCACAUAUAUCCUUUCCAUUUGGAGAACACAGAGGAUUAUAUAUAGAGAGGAGGAAAAUGCGUAUUCAUGCUUUACAGUUUACAUCAUCUCUAUUAACUGGUUUACAUUGCAAUGGUUUCGAUUGCUAUCUCCGAGAUGCUCGAACCGCUUGACAUGCAGGGAGGUGGUUAAACGUAUCUUUGUAUUGCUACUGUUACAUCUUCUAUCAAUUGCUUUAUAUUCUUUUAAAAUAUUUGUUACUUUUGUUUUUUUUAACAACUGAAAUGUAUUAUGCUUUUCUUUUUCAUCAUUCAUACAACAUAAUGAACAAUCUAUUCAUUAAUACAGCUGUACUCCUGUGUGGAGGAAAAAAAAGGACGUGUAUAUAUUUUUUCAGAGUCCCUAAAUUCAAGAUAUUCAUGUGUAAAUAUAUUAAAGGAAACCUAAAAAUUUCUAGACAUAAUGUAUUGAAAGCAAAUAUUUCCCUGGAAAUAUGUAGUUUAGUUUCCAAAGUAAAGGGUGCCAUCAUAUUGUAACCUAGAUUUCAAUUAAAAAUAAUUCAUAUCCUCUGCUGAGGAUGUUUAGGGACAGAUAUAAAUUAGUUACUAGGCUGCUCAGGAAAUGGGUGUAUACAAUAAAGUCUGCACUUCCAAUUCUCACAGGAUUUGGAAAGUCCACAAUAUUAAAUUAAAUAUGUUAAAUUGCAUUAAAAUAUGAAAAAAGUAAUGUUUCACAAAUAUUUUUUUUUUACAACACAUAAUAAAAUCAUAUAUUAUUAAA
Bombina bombina (fire-bellied toad) is the source of this 1932-nucleotide messenger RNA. It is a transcript of the gene TMBIM1, whose product is annotated as transmembrane BAX inhibitor motif containing 1. Bases 158 to 1156 code for a protein of 332 amino acids. Gene Ontology annotation, biological process: negative regulation of apoptotic signaling pathway. Gene Ontology annotation, cellular component: endoplasmic reticulum; Golgi apparatus; membrane. The record is from RefSeq and is a predicted model, not a curated record. The transcript is spliced from 12 exons. NCBI's taxonomy places the organism in Eukaryota, Metazoa, Chordata, Amphibia, Anura, Bombinatoridae.